AUGACGACUGCCAACCAAACUGACACGCCUAUCCUGGAGGUGAAAGACCUCCACGUUUCUAUCGACGGCCAGGAGAUAUUGCGCGGCGUUGACUUGACGGUACGCCCCGGAGAGGUGCAUGCCAUCAUGGGGCCCAACGGUUCCGGCAAGAGCACACUGGCCAACACGCUGGCGGGCCGGCCCGAGUAUACGGUCACCAGCGGCAAAGUCCUGUACAACGGCGCCGACCUGCUGAAGAUGCAGCCGGAGGACCGAGCCCGUGAAGGUAUGUUCCUGGCGUUCCAGUAUCCGAUUGAAUUGCCCGGCGUGCGCGCCUGGCAGUUCCUCAAAGCCGCCAUUGACGCGAAACGCGUGCAUCAGGGCGAAGAAGAAAUGGGCGCUCGUGAGUUCGACCGCCUGCUGCGCUCCAAGGUGGAAGAGGUCGAGAUUGAUCCUGAAUUGGUGCGCCGGUCGGUCAAUGAAGGCUUCUCCGGUGGUGAAAAGAAACGCAACGAAGUGCUGCAAAUGGCGCUGCUGGAACCCAAACUGGCUCUGCUGGACGAAACCGACUCCGGAUUGGAUAUCGACGCUCUGCGUAUCGUAUCCGACGGCGUCAAUCGCCUGCGGCGGCCGGACAAUGCGGCCGUUGUGGUUACCCACUACCAGCGCAUCCUCAACUACAUCAAGCCCGAUUACGUUCACGUCCUGGUGGAUGGUCGCAUCGCGUUGAGCGGGGGCCCGGAACUCGCCGAGCAACUGGAAGCCCGGGGCUACGACUGGGUGCGCGAAGGCGUGGAUGCCGCCAGCGGGUAA
Molecule: messenger RNA, 792 nt
Organism: Geodia barretti
Lineage: Eukaryota; Metazoa; Porifera; Demospongiae; Tetractinellida; Geodiidae
Source: the annotation of a GenBank genome assembly